Aspergillus thermomutatus is the source of this 2043-nucleotide messenger RNA. RefSeq lists its product as uncharacterized. Gene Ontology annotation, biological process: lipid metabolic process. The record is from RefSeq and is a predicted model, not a curated record. The coding region runs from base 1 to 2043 and encodes 680 amino acids. Lineage: Eukaryota; Fungi; Ascomycota; Eurotiomycetes; Eurotiales; Aspergillaceae. The transcript is spliced from 8 exons.
AUGAAGCAGUCAUUAGCAAGAAAAGUCGUCAGUUCUUUCACUCGAAAGAAAUCCUCCCGCACAGCUGCCGAGGUGUCUGCAGAGUCCUCCGCUUCGGUAGCAGAGGUCUCCCAGUCGAACCAUUCCGCUGCGUCGCGCAAUCUACGGGAACUAUCCGUCCGAUUGGAUAAAUAUCUCGAGCAGAUCGACUUGAGCGGUGGAGAGGUAGAUGUAGAUGUUAUCUCCAUGAGCCGGCAGAUCGAGAAAAUCGGCCAUUACGUCAAUGGCUCGCUGCCUGCUUCUGUAAAGCCAGUUCCUAUAACCGAUGGCCGAGCCAGUCUGAUCAAGAUAGCAGCUUGGGCUUCAAAGGAGGUUUAUUCUUCCGACAAGGCUGUGAUGGGCAGGAUUUCGCGUCCAGAGCAGUUCUCUGACUACCAGCCAACGGAACACAGUGCAGAAAUUGACGCUUCGUUCAGAGAUGGAACUGUGAAGGCAACGCGGGUGCACUUAUUCUCUUCGGGUGUGACAAAGCCCUCAAGACUUCUAGUGGUUGCGAUACGAGGAUCGACGUCCAUAAGACGAGACUGGACGAUCAACUUUGACGAUAUUGGGAAGGAGACGGACGGGAACGGCUUCAUUAACGUCGAUGAGAUCGAGUAUAAAAUCCACGGUGGUUUUUUAGAAUGUGCCAAAGCUAUGGUAGAGAAAGUGUCAGAUGCCAUAUCUUCCGUUCUCUCGGCAGCUGGAGUGAACGACGACGAGGACGUGCAGCUACUAUUCACAGGCCAUUCCGCUGGCGGAGCUGUGGCUUCCUUGCUGUACGCGCACAUGGGAUCCAAGAAUCCAUCGGCAUUGAGCCAACUUUGGUCAAAGUUUGCUCUUACACACUGUAUCACUUUUGGAUCCCCACCAGUGGCAACACCUGCUCUCAUCGCUUCCCACCCCCAGUCGGUCUUCCAUGCAAUCAUUAAUGAAGGAGACCCUGUGCCUCGCUUGGAUAAGGACUAUGCCGAGUCUCUGCUGCAGCUGUACAUCUUGCCUAUGCCACCAAAGCCUAUCAACUGGACGUUGCCCCCUAUGCUGCUGGAAAAUGCUGGCACGGUCCUCCUACUCAAGAAUGGCGUCGAGGGCUUUUGUGAAGUAUCAGACGAUGAGGAUCAGAAACAGAUCAAGAGUGUGCUGGAGUCGACAAUCUUCGGGAGUCCAAGAGCGCAUCGGAUGGACACGUAUCUGUGGAAGCUGGGGAUGUUGCACGACCCUGAAGCGUCUCGGCGAUUGUGGAAGCAGCAGCAAGAAGAACUCGAGAUUGUCUAUAAAAGCAAAAUGAAGUACCUCACCAUCGUCGCUGCAUCCCUUGCAGCCAUCAUUCCUGCCGUCAGCGCCUACCCCAUCACCGGCGACGGCGUCAACUGCCGCUCCGGUCCCGGCACCUCCCACUCGGUCGUCAAGUCCUACAAGAAGGGCGAGGACAUCAAGAUCGUCUGCCAAGCCGAAGGCACCGACAUCAAGGGCGACAGCCUCUGGGACAAGACCGCCGACGGCUGCUACGUCGCCGACUACUACGUCAAGACCGGCACCACUGGCUACGUGACCAGCAAGUGCAGCAGCAGCGGCGGUGGCAGCGGCGGCGGCAGCGGAUCCGGCAGCGGAUCCGGCAGCGGAUCCGGCAAGGCCAUCGUCGACGCCGCCGAGAAGGAGAAGGGGCUCCCCUACGUCUGGGGCGGCGGUGGCUGCCACGGUCCCUCGGGCGGUGGCUUCGACUGCUCCGGCUUGACCCAGUACGCCGUCUGCCAGGCGCUGAAGAAGACCAUUCCUCGCACUGCGCAGACCCAGUACGACUCGAACAUGGGCAAGCGGCUUCCUCGCUCCGAGGCCAAGGAGGGCGAUCUGCUCUUCUGGGCUACGGGCGGUGACUGCAAGAACAAGGUUUCCCACGUCGGUAUCUUCAUCCGCGACGGAUGGAUGAUCAAUGCCGCGCACACCGGCACUCCUGUCAGAGAACAGGCGAUCUGGACCUCUUAUGGUGGAGAGUCUAUCUGCCCCUAUGUCAUGAGAUUCUGGUAA